CUGCGUCCUCCCAAACAGUGUAGGUCAUCAUAUCCGGCAAAGGAUCUCUUCACGUCCAACGACACAUGUGUUUCCCGUCCACGUCAACGCAGUUAAAGCUUUAAGGAUGUUUCAAAGCCGUGGGUCAUUUCAAGGUUCCAGAGGUGCCUGCUUUACACAAAUACUCAUGAAGAAUAAACUUGAGACAUCAGGAUGGACUGAACCAAACAAACCUCUCGCAUCGUCAAGUCAGCCAAGCACAGAUACUUUUUACGUAAAAGGGAAGAGUUCAUAUACAAAUGGUUAUGCUUCCAAGCCAACAUGCUCACCUAAAAUGCUGAUUGAGAAUUACAAGCAAGGCAAGACAAACGCCAUCUCUUUGCUCUAUCAGCUUGCCAAUGUUUUGCAGUUCCACUUGGAGAUGAAGGAGACGGUGACUCCAGGCAACUUGACAGGGCUUUACUUUGGCUUUUGUGUGGUGAUUGAUGGGUUUGAGUACAAGACUGGUGUUGGAAAUACAAAGAAGGAGGCUCGGCUGAAAGCGGCACAGCUCGCUCUGUCGGACCUGCUGCCCACCUUGGAUUGUCUGAAGUCUGACUUCCCUGAAGCAGCAGGCAAAUAUGUCCUCCCACCUCGGCCAGUAAAAAAGGAGCCCCCCAUCGACUUUCAUCCUUUUAAAGCCACUCAUGAAACAAGUCCUGUAAACCACCAGAUUGCCAACGCUGUCAAGAAUCAGCUCUCUGAACUGAUGAACAGCCACCCAGAGUUCACUGCCUGUGCUGACACCACUGCAGCGUUCAUCAUGCAGACGUCCGGCGGAUAUGACGUGGUCGCUAUAGGCACUGGAAACUUUAAUACCAAUGGGAGUACCUCGUCGAAUGGACGAAUUCUGCAUGACUCACAUGCAGUGGUUACUGCAAGGAGAUCACUUAUGAGGUUUCUCUACCGGAACCUGCUGCUGUUCUACAGCAAGACGGACAAUCUGACGGCAAAGUCAAUCUUCCAGCAGAGCAGCAGCAGCAACCUCCUCACCAUGAAGCACGGCACCAGCCUCCACCUCUUUGUGAACCAGCUGCCAAAGGGAGCCAUUAAGGUCCAGUCCAAUCUGCAUCUGAACCCGAACUCUAUUGCAGCAUUGCAAGUCAGCAAUGACUUCGGCCUACACCUGUCAGUGGAGGGGAAGGUGUUCUCCGUUUUCUCGUCAGCUUUGGAUCACUCUGCCGCCAACACAUUUAGCAUGUCUAGCACAGACAAGCUCACGCAGUGGCAGGUGCUAGGAUACCAGGGAGCCCUGCUCAGCCACUUCAUUGAGCCCGUCUAUGCCCAAAGCAUCCUUGUUGGCGACGCUUUCUGCACUGACAUCAAAGGCAUGAUGAUCUCUGUGAGCCAGCGUGUGGAGGGGGUCACCUCCUUGCUGCCCAUGUUCUACUGCAUGAUGAGUCCCCACAUCAGCCUGGUGCCUUCUGUGGCGACGAACAGCGCUGACGGAGGACAGUUCACCUAUGGUAUCAACUGGAGCACAGGAGACAACUCCCUGGAGGUCGUGGAUGGCCUGGGGGGAAAGACCAUAGAGGAGUCUCCCUUCAAGAGUGGGUCUGCUUGUGCAAGCCGUUUGUGCAAAGCGGCAAUGUUGCACCGCUUCAAGUUGGUGGCCAAAGAGGCCAAGAGGCAGGAGCUGCUGGAAACGAGCUCCUACAGCGAGGCCAAGAAGAUGGCAAAGGCGUACCAGGAGGCCAAGAACGUGCUGAGGGAGUACCUCCUGCAGCAGGGCUUUGGGGCCUGGCCGGUCAAGGUUUCUGUGAGUGAUGACUUCAACGUGUGAAUAUAACCACAUUACCACUCGAUGACAAAAUCUGUGUUCAAGCAAUAAAAUUAGAAAAAAAAAGAACAGUUCAGUUGACAUGCAGCACUGGUUGCUGUGGGACAUUAAUUGUAAUUGUAUGUUCCUUUUUUGAUUUCUAAAGGCAUGAAAGUGCAUCAUAUCGUCUUGAGUUAAUAGAGUUGUGUUUUACCUUCAGGUUUGGUUGUGAUUUUCAAAAGAGGAAUACAAAUGCUAUACAUUUGUAGAGGCAAACUACUUGUGUUACAGCCCACUAAAGGCUUUUAUCACGGAAAUAGUUUAGCUUCCUGAUGUGCAUUUCAUUGUGUAUGGUGAUGAGUGAUUGCACUGUUUACAUGGUUUCACUGUUUAAAACAUGCUUUGUGCCAUUGUGUUAGCGGAAAUGACCAUGAUCAUUACUUUUGUAUCACAAGUUUGCUUUAGUUGUGUUUAGGGCUUAUCACUUAAGUAUGAUGAGUAACUCAUGGUUGUUGGAUAAACAAUUUAAAUUUGUCUCCACUUCAUGACAGUUUUGUUUUCAUCAGUGAGAUUAACCUAUUCUUGACUUAUCCUUUGCUGCUGAACAGCAUGUGUGCCAUGGCUAAUGUUCAAUGAUGUACAAAUAAA
Molecule: messenger RNA, 2425 nt
Organism: Eleginops maclovinus (Patagonian blennie)
Lineage: Eukaryota; Metazoa; Chordata; Actinopteri; Perciformes; Eleginopidae
Gene: adad1
Product: adenosine deaminase domain containing 1 (testis-specific)
Biological process (GO): adenosine to inosine editing; RNA processing
Cellular component (GO): nucleolus; cytoplasm
Molecular function (GO): double-stranded RNA adenosine deaminase activity; double-stranded RNA binding; tRNA-specific adenosine deaminase activity
Source: RefSeq, a predicted model, not a curated record